UCGGAUUCUUUAUUUUUUUCUUUAACUAAUUCACCUUUCCUUUUUCUCCCUAUAUCUCCAACUAACAUGCUGUAGGCGCAAUGGCUGACCAAGAAAACGUCGAACCGGAAUCAUUUUUUCUCGUGCGGGCCAAGUUCGACUUUACAGCCACAGAUGGCAGUGCGCUGUCCUUUAAUGAAGGCGACAUCAUUCUUGUCUUUUCAAGAUUGGAAAGUGGGUGGUGGGAUGGCAUGUUGGAUGGAAGAAGGGGUUGGUUCCCUAGCAAUUACGUGGAAGAGGUCAACGAGAACGAAGUGACUGUCACAAAAGGAGAUCAUGCACAGGAACCGGGAUCGGAAGACAAUAUGCUCAACGUGGACGAUGUUUUGAAGGGCGAUUGGGGAGGGGACUGGGGCGGUGUGGGCUUGGAUCAGCUUGCAAGGGAAAUGAUGGAAGGAAACGAGGAGCCAGACGAUGGACUAGGUUUCAUGGUGGAAGCGCAAAGGAGAAAGGCUCAGCUUAGUAACGACAUGACGGACGAGUUCGGCUUGACUACGAAGACAGCGACGAAAGCCGAUCUGCAACAUGAUACGCUCAAGGCUCACCGCAUGUCCUUCCCUGAAGUACCAAAGGACGCAGAAGAGGGUGGGGACGCUUGGAUUCCUUCUAUCACUCCUGACGGCCAGGUGUAUUACCACAAUACCCUGACGGGAGAAGACUCAUGGCAACUUCCAUCGGACACGCCCUUUGACCCUUCCGAUCCUUAUUCUCGGUCAGACGACCAGUUUUUUUCAUCCAUAACCUCUUCGACUCCCCGUACCCUUGGCGACAACAACAACUUCCUUGCUCCCUCUCGAACACAUAGCGACAUACCGUAUCCGUGGAUCAUAAAGCUUAGCGACGAUGGUCGAGAAUGGUUUUAUCAUAACCGUUUAACUGGCCAGACUCAGCGAGAGAGGCCAGCAGGUGGCGAUGCUGAGAGCAUGGUAGACAUCGGUUUGGGUAUGACUCGCCUGUCGAUCAGCUCUCGACCACCAACCAUCAGACAGUCUAUUCUCCUUCGACGAAAAGCGAUUGAAGAAUUGGAAUCCAAAAUGGCCGAUUCUUUGCGCCUUCUCACAACUCCUACUCCUCUACCUACAAUGGGUCUCCUCCUUGAAAUUGUCAAUGAAGCUCUUCGUGAGAUUCUCGAAGCUAUCGUGGCGGGCUCUGCAGCUGAAGAAGAGAUGUCCCGUGCAGCUGAUCUCAGUAGCGAAUCUGGCAUGGCGGCCGCUUUACUUCGUGAAGAAGGUGCUAUUGAAGCCCUUCAAGCGGCUUACCACGCCACUCUUGCUUCAAUUCGUGACCUCCUUCAGUCAUUUGGGUAUAUUGGCCCUGGAGAAUCUAUGGAAGAUCUCCCUCGACCUAGAUGGGUAGGCGAUAUGACCCUCAUCGGCUCAAUCGGUGUUCUCUCCUCAGUUAUUCACGCCGCGGUCAAUUCCAAGCGCCCAUCGGGCACGGGCCUCUCGAUCUGGUCCGAAGUUCUCCGAAGCGCUACCAAACUCAAAGACGUAGUCAACAAUUUCCCUUCACUCUACUUUACUGGUGAUACCUAUAUUUCGACCGACCAACGAGAAGAGAAGGUGGGAAAGCGUGUUAUUGGUUGGCUUGGCUAUGACUCUCUUACUCUGGGUGAACCCAUGGGUGGUAAAUGGGGAUUCGGCAAAACCGGCCAGAACUACAAAAUGCUUGAUCAAUCGAUGGUUGUGGAAUGUCAGCGUGUGCAAGAGGAGUAUGACGAUACGCUCAGAGCCCUUGAAACCUCGCCUGAUUUGACUGAGGGUGUGGUAGAGGUCUUGCGUGUAGCAAACAAAUUUACGAAAGUUGUUACGGGAAUCGACAUUGCGAGUAAAGUCGAUCUGGAUGGAAAUAUGGGGAACAUCUCUGUGGCGGGGUCGAGGACAAGGGAAAAUGAUUUGCAAGAGUAUGCGCAACUGGUAGAACAGGCGAAGCUCAAUCUGGCAGACCUUGACAUUACAUUUCAGUCGAUCAACGAGAUUUCAAUCUCUAUUUUGAAUGCUCUCUCAACUGGACGAAACCCCUCUGAUGAUCUUGAUCAAUUAACAGUCCGACUAAACACCGCAUUCCGAAGCCUUUCUACCCUCCUUAUUAUAUCGCGGGAACAGCAAUCUGCCAAUGAGCAAGGACUCAUACAUGGCCAGAUUGGUGUGCAUUCACCUAAAUUUAACCCUCCCAAACAACCCAGCACUUCUUCUCAGACUCACACCCGUUCAGGUUCCAUCACGUCUACCGCCUCUCGCGCCUCGCUCUUAUCAGACUUAGUUAGGAGAAAGGUCAAGGGUCUGGCAGAAGACUUUACCAAUGCCGAAGACGCUUCUGAAGCACGGGACCGACCAGGGGAGAUGUUUUCUCCCUCUGCUUCCGCCUCCCAAUCUCAAACGUCGUUACAUAACGUUCGCCGAGCAAGCGCAUCAAACAGCAGCACAUCGCUCACGUAUCAGCCCGCCGACAGCGACGGUGCACAAUCUCAGAAAGCAAAUAACCGGAGCUCUCUUCUCAAAGCCUUUAGACGACACCGCCCAGGCUCAGAUACCUACGAUAACCAAGGCGGGUCCUCUCGCAAGGGUACAUCUAAGAAGCUCGCAAAGUUACUAGGUGAAGAUAUGUCACAGAUAUCUGUGGUUAGUGUGCCCCCACCGCAUCCUCAUCCCCAUCCGCAUCACAUUCAACAACAACAAAUGCACCGCCCGCCGCCUGCUCAGCCAGAGACACCGUGGUACAUGAUGGAUGAUUACGUGGCAGGCGAGAUUAUAUUUGAUGAGAAAGGAGCAGUCAAAGCCGGUACUCUUAGAGCUUUAAUUGUGCGAUUGACAUCGCAUACUAUUGCCGAUACGCCCUUCUUCCAAGCUUUUCUUUUGACCUUCCGGUCGUUCACGAAUCCUGCUGAGCUUUUCAAUCAUCUCCAAGACCGGUAUUACCUUCCUCCGCCCCCGGAACUCAACCGAGAACAGUAUGAAGAGUGGCGUAAUAAGAAGAAGUGGUAUAUUCAGCUAAGAGUGGUGAACGCGUUGAGGCAAUGGCUGGAGAAGCAUUUUAUUAGAGCGACGGAUGAUGCCGUGCUGAGCAAGGUGGAAGAAUUGGCGUUGAGGAUGCCUGAGGAGGAUGGGAAGGCGGAGCUGAUGUCGAAGCAAUUGUUACAACUGGUUGCGAAACGCCGUCAGAGUGAACCUGAACAAAUAAAUUCCGGGACAUCCGGUUCUCUCCUCUCCCCACCCGCUUCUCUGCUGCCGCGCGUCUCUGGCCGUGCCCUUCGAUUGACUGACAUCGCCCCUCUUGAGCUUGCACGACAAUUGACCAUCCUUGAAUUCACGCUAUAUCAAAGAAUCAAGCCUACUGAAUGCUUACAAAAGAUCUAUGCGGACGAAGUACAAGGUCAAUUGUUGGCGCCGAAUGUGCGAAAGGUGAUUCUCACGGCGAACAUUCUGGCUGGCUGGAUUGCGCUAGUUAUUUUGCAACAUAAGGAUGCAAAGUUAAGAGCACAGGUGUAUAAGCAUUGGCUUCAGACCGCAGUUGAAUGUCGAAACUUGAAUAACUUUUCGUCUGUCGCUGCUAUCAUUGCCGGCCUCAAUUCCUCUCCCGUAUCUCGACUACGUAGGACCAGGGAACUCCUGAGCGCCAAAACUCUCGCUAUUAAAGAGGACCUUGAUAAAGCGAUGGAUUCUUCGAGAAAUUUCAUGAACUACAAGGAAAUGCUCAAAACUAUCAAUCCCCCUUGUGUGCCUUUCCUAGGGUUCUAUCUCACGGCUUUGGUGUUUAUUGAGGAUGGUAAUAAGGCUUUCAUCAAACCCGGCGCACCCACGAAGGGCAACUCUAUGCCACCCUCAAUGUCGAAUGGCUCUUUAUCCGCCUAUGCUUCCUCUUCCCAACAGUCCAAUCCUGCGCAAGAAGAGACUGUCAUUCCCACCAAGCCGCUGAUAAACUUCUUCAAACGCUCGUUAUCCGCCGAAAUCCUUCGAGAUAUUCAGCAAUACCAAUCGAUGCCCUACAGGCUUGCAAGAAGCAGACUCAUCCAAGAUUGGAUGCAAAAGGAGUUUGAUAUAGUGCAUAACGAUACAAGGGACUAUUACGAAUUGAGUGUGGAGGUUGAGCCAAGAGAGAAGGAAGAGGAGAGAAUUACGAGAAUGUUACAUGAUUCUGGGUUUAUAUAACGAAUACUAGUUCAUAUAACGAACACUACUGUAUCAAGCGGACCCAGUUGCCAUGUCGGGUGGUAAGAAACGAUCUGCACGAAACGUCACGCAAAAUCAUGAUAUCUAUCGGAGUAGCCUAUCGUAAAAGCUAUCUGUGAAACAUAAUAAUUAGCUGUUUGUUUUUUUCGGCUAUUCUUUUUCCUUAUUAGGGUUUAAAUGUAUAUUUUGAAAAGCA
Molecule: messenger RNA, 4404 nt
Organism: Cryptococcus deneoformans JEC21
Lineage: Eukaryota; Fungi; Basidiomycota; Tremellomycetes; Tremellales; Cryptococcaceae
Product: cell division control protein 25, putative
Exons: 7
Coding region: 81-4187 (1368 amino acids)
Biological process (GO): positive regulation of GTPase activity; Ras protein signal transduction
Cellular component (GO): plasma membrane
Molecular function (GO): protein binding; guanyl-nucleotide exchange factor activity
Source: RefSeq, a predicted model, not a curated record